Messenger RNA from Monascus purpureus, 513 nucleotides. NCBI's taxonomy places the organism in Eukaryota, Fungi, Ascomycota, Eurotiomycetes, Eurotiales, Aspergillaceae. The record is from the annotation of a GenBank genome assembly.
AUGGCAUAUAUAGGACUACUUCUGCUUGAAAAAAAAAAAUCCAUAUCUACGAAGACUCAAAAACAACGACUUCUUCUACUCAAUUUUCACCCAAACAAACCAGGCCUACAAACAUACUCUAUUCCAAAAACAAUAACAAUGGCCGGCCUCCUCGGAAACAACAACCCCAACGACCAGAACCAGGGCCAGGGCGGCCUUCUCGGUGGCCUCGGGAACACCUUAGGCCAAACCACCCAGGGACUGGGCCAGGGCGUUGGCGGCACCGUCCAGGGUGUUGGUGCUGGUCUCGGCCAGGCCGUUGACGGUGUCGGCAGCGGCAUGAGCAAGACGACGCAGGGCCUUGGGAGUACUGUCGGCGGAGUCACGGACAGUGCUGGCAAUCUUGUCGGUAACACUGUGCAGGGGGUGACAGGAGGUCCAUCGCAGCAGCAGCAGAGGACUAUGCCGUCUCAGGGUACGGUGCAAGGAGCAACGCAGGGUGCUGUUAAUGGGAUGCAGCCUAGAGCCUUUUGA